CACAGUCUGUCGGUUAAUUGUGUUUAUCAGUGUUAUAAUUAUUAUUUUAAUUUAUAAUGCCGUUGGAAAAUUUGGAGGAAGAGGGUUUAGAAAAAAAUCCCAACUUGGAGCUGGCUCAAACUAAAUUUUUAUUGAGCCUACCAGAACAUAAGGAUGAUCUGUUUUUAAAGAACAAACUGUUAGAUGCCAUUAAAGCAGAAAACAUGGCUCCAUUUUAUGAAGAAGUUUGUAAAGAUUUAAAUUGGACGGUUGAUGAUAAUUUUUUGGCCCCUAUGAAAGCUAAGAAUAUGGAACAACUGAAAGAACUGGAUGAUGCAAUUGAAGAUGCUGAAAAAAAUUUAGGUGAAAUGGAAGUUAGAGAAGCCAAUCUUAAGAAAUCAGAACAUUUGUGUAGAAUAGGUGAUAAAGAAGGUGCCAUUUCGGCGUUCAGGAAAACUUAUGAUAAAACUGUAUCGUUAGGUCAUAGAUUAGACAUUGUAUUUCAUAACAUUAGAAUUGGAUUAUUUUACUUAGACCAUGAUCAUGUUACUAAAAAUAUAGAAAAAGCUAAAUGUUUGAUAGAAGAAGGUGGUGAUUGGGAUAGACGAAAUCGAUUAAAAGUAUAUCAAGGUAUAUACUGCAUAGCAGUACGUGACUUUAAAGAAGCUGCAAACUUCUUCUUGGAUACGAUAAGCACAUUUACUAGUUAUGAGCUUAUGGAUUAUAACACAUUUGUGAGAUACACAGUGUAUUUAAGCAUGAUAAGUUUACCUAGGAAUGAACUUAGAGAUAAGAUUAUCAAAGGUUCAGAAAUUUUAGAAGUGCUUCAUAGUAAUCCAGAUGUCAAAGAUUAUUUAUUUUCUUUAUAUAAUUGCCAGUAUGCUGACUUCUUUAAAAAUUUGGCCCAUGUCGAAGGUUUAUUACGCAGAGAUUAUUUAAUUUUCCCACAUUAUCGAUAUUAUGUUAGAGAAAUGCGUAUCCUCGCAUACACACAACUUCUAGAAUCUUAUAGAUCUUUGACGCUUCAAUACAUGGCUGAAGCAUUUGGUGUUACAGUAGAAUAUAUUGAUCAGGAAUUGUCGCGCUUUAUUGCAGCCGGGAGAUUGCAUUGCAAAGUUGAUCGCGUAGGUGGGGUUGUUGAAACUAAUAGACCAGACAGUAAAAAUUGGCAAUAUCAGGCUAUGGUCAAACAAGGAGAUUUGCUGCUUAAUAGGGUGCAAAAGUUAUCGCGUGUUAUUAAUAUUUAAUUAUACAAAGAAUAAAUCAUAAUGAUUUAAUAUCAAAUUUUAAGAUCUACUUAUUGUCAGAUGUGUUCGUGGAAAGUUU
Molecule: messenger RNA, 1305 nt
Organism: Eufriesea mexicana
Lineage: Eukaryota; Metazoa; Arthropoda; Insecta; Hymenoptera; Apidae
Gene: Rpn7
Product: regulatory particle non-ATPase 7
Exons: 5
Coding region: 57-1226 (389 amino acids)
Biological process (GO): proteasome-mediated ubiquitin-dependent protein catabolic process
Cellular component (GO): proteasome regulatory particle
Molecular function (GO): protein binding
Source: RefSeq, a predicted model, not a curated record